Messenger RNA from Magallana angulata, 808 nucleotides. Its product is annotated as peptidoglycan-recognition protein SC2-like. The record is from RefSeq and is a predicted model, not a curated record. The coding region runs from base 61 to 771 and encodes 236 amino acids. Gene Ontology annotation, biological process: peptidoglycan catabolic process. NCBI's taxonomy places the organism in Eukaryota, Metazoa, Mollusca, Bivalvia, Ostreida, Ostreidae. The transcript is spliced from 4 exons. Gene Ontology annotation, molecular function: N-acetylmuramoyl-L-alanine amidase activity; zinc ion binding.
UGAUAAACGCGACUUAGUUCAUUGGUGUCAAAGCCUGUGCACUGAACUUGUCCUCAAACCAUGAUGAUCGCGCUUCUCUGUUUCGCGUCUCUUGUAGUCUCAACUCUAGGAAGUGACGCACCUUGUCACAAUACAGGGGGCACCUGCCAGGACGACCACCUUCACUGUUCUGGGGGAUACGUGUCCGGUCUCUGUUCCGGGGGGACCCACCGUCGAUGCUGUACCUCACAUUCUUCUACAGGCACAGACAGCGGUAUGUGUUCCAAUGUGAAGAUCUACUCCCGCGCCACUUGGGGAGCUAGACAUCCUAAGAGUGUGACUACCAUGCACACACCGGCUAGCCUCUUCUUUGUCCAUCAUACCGAGGGGAACUUUUGCCAUGACUUCACUUCCUGCGCAGCACAAGCGCGCGGUAUUCAAAACUACCACAUGGAUUCAAGAGGUUGGUCGGACGUUGGGUACAGUUUCCUUGUGGGUGAGGACGGCGCUGUCUAUGAGGGGCGAGGCUGGCAUCACGUGGGAGCCCACACCCAGGGCUACAAUAGCCGGGGAUUCGCCGCGUCCGUCAUGGGAAGUUUCAUGCACAGAAAACCUAACGACGCAGCACUGAACGCCAUCAAGAAUCUGAUCCAAUGCGGAAUUAACCAUGGCUACAUCACGUCCACCUACCAUCUGUACGGUCACCGGGAUGUUGGAAGCACUGACUGUCCCGGGGACGCUUUGUACCACGAGAUCAGGACGUGGCCACAUUAUAGUUUUGUUAAACCGUAAAUCUAGUCAGAAAGUAAAAGAAUGUCCAACAAUGAAA